Lytechinus pictus (painted urchin) is the source of this 9483-nucleotide messenger RNA. RefSeq lists its product as uncharacterized. Lineage: Eukaryota; Metazoa; Echinodermata; Echinoidea; Temnopleuroida; Toxopneustidae. Gene Ontology annotation, molecular function: protein binding. Gene Ontology annotation, cellular component: Cul4-RING E3 ubiquitin ligase complex. The transcript is spliced from 15 exons. The record is from RefSeq and is a predicted model, not a curated record. Bases 107 to 5290 code for a protein of 1727 amino acids.
GGUUUUGUAUUCAGAUGCAAUCAUGUGAAGCAUGCUACAGUGCUGUUUUGGGGUCUAACUUCAACAGGUUCAUGAUACAAACCAAUAUUACAAGAAAGAAUACAGGAUGGGUAAAUCUCGGCCUAAACUCCAACGUAGUUUCAGUACCAUCAAGCGUCAGUUCACCUUUAGGAAGUCUAUCAGGCCUUUUAUCAGUUCUACCUUCUUAGACUUCCAAGAUGAGCGUGGCCACCUUCAGCGUUAUGUCUUUCCUCAGCUCAACUCUGUCUGCCAUUCCAGAGGUACUUUCUUUGCUCCUGCAGAUCUUCGUUGGGGCAUCAAUAACGAACAGUCAAGCUCAGGAAAUGUCAUCUCUCUGUGCCUCGAGUACAUCAAUCGCUGCAGUCCUUUCUUCAUCUGUCUCCUUGGUGAGCGUUAUGGAACCCAUCGGCCAAAUGAUGCACCUCUGCUUCCAUCAUCACUGGAGAAACUACCUCGGAACAUGUCAUGGUUGGAUAGGAAUUAUUUGAUAGCUGCCAGCAAGGGACAUGAAUGGAUCAUGCAGGAGGCAUAUCAAUAUUGCAGUGUAACGGAGCUAGAGAUCAUCCAAGCAGCCAUUUUGAAUGACAGUAAAUACUGCAGGUUCUAUGUUAGAGAUGUCAGACAUGUAGAGGACAAGUUUCUAGAGUUACCAGAAAAGGAAAGGGAGGAAAAAUUGAAGAUGUAUAUGGCCGAGGAUGAGGAAACAGAAAUUAAAGUAACCACUUUGAAACAGAAAUUAAUCAACAGGGGUAUGAAGAUCCAAUUUUUUCGUACUCCUGAAGAGCUUGGUCAGAAAGUACUGGAUGAUUGGAUGGAAAUCAUUAAUGAACUCUACCCACCUCUUGAUGAAUUACUGGGUGAUGUUGAUGGCGAGCAGUUCCGAGAGUGGGCAGCCCAUGAGGCAUAUGCAGAAACCCGUCGUCGAGUGUUUGUACUGACCCCUGAGAUACAGAAGCUUUUCACCAAAAUGACUGAUCACUGUGAGGAAUGGAUGGACCCUACUACAACAGCUGAAAAGGUUGAUGAAUGGGUCAUAGUCAAAGGAAAGAAGAAGAAAAUAGAAGACACACCAGCAUCCAAGUCUAUUGUAACCUUAAUAGGAGAGAGAGGGUGUGGGAAGACAUCAUUGGUUGCCAAUUGGGUCAAGCAAUUCCAAGGAUCACAUCCAGAUAUCAAGGUCUUGGCCCACUAUGUUGGUUCUAGCGCCCUCAGUACUGACAUCUGCAGCUUUCUCCGAAGAGUGACCUUUGAACUUAGAGGAGAGUUUGGAGGUGACAGCCCAGCUGAGAGCAAUGGUGAUUCUGAGGAACUAUCUAACUUUCAUCGGAUCUGUGAAGCAUUUGUUGCAGCCAUUGCUAUGGGUCCUUGUGCUAUAGUCCUUGAUGCUGUAGAUGAACUAAGCAGUACUAUGGGAAUGGGAGUACAUCAGGUCAAAGAAAUGAAAUGGCUGCCUGAUGUUCUUCCAUCUCAUUGUAAGAUUAUCAUCACCACAGUCCGUUCUGAUCUCACCUACAAAUCACUGAUGAAUAGACCAGACUGUGAGACCUUAUCUGUUCCUCUCUUUGAGAGCACUGCAGAUAAAGGCACAGUCAUUGAACGCCAUCUUGCAAUGCAUUGUAAGUGCUUGGAUGCCAGUCACCUCAAGAAAAUUGUCAACUGCAAGCUUAGCUCAAGACCUCUCUUUCUCACAGUACUGGCAAAUGAGUUGAGGGUAUGUGGGACCUUCGACAAUCUGCCAGAUCUACUGAAGCGAUAUGUCAAAGCGCCCUCUUUUAGGGAUUUGUGGAAGUCUAUCAUAUCUCGAUGGACCAAGGAAUAUGGAUGGAGUACUGAGGGGAGACUUUCAGCUUCCAUGUCAAAUUUUGGACAAAUUGAUCCUUUUACUGGAUGGGUAGCUGAGACCCUUCGCCUGCUUGCUUGCUCACGUCAUGGACUUAGUGAGACGGAUAUACUCUCUCUCCUCAAGCAGAUGGGAUACAAAGGUCAAUCAGCAGUUACUAGCUUUGACUUUGCACUCUUCAGAUCAGCUGCCUUUGAUGCCCUUGUAGAGCGACCUGGAGGAUUAUUUGGGUUCUUCCAUCAAGACUUGAGAGAUGCUGUCCUCAAUUCUCUACUUGGUGUGAUCCCAGGACUGACCAGUGACCAGACCUCAUCAUCAGGUGUUGGUUUCUUACCUCAGAUGUUGAAUGGUCAGAUGCAGCAGUGUCAUGAACACCUUGCUGACUUCUUCCUUCACCAACCUUCCUCCAGGAGAAGGGUAGAGGAACUCCCUUAUCAUCUAGACCGUUGCGGGGAUGUCAAUGGACUCAACAAAAUUGUCACUAACCCUGAUACUUUUCUGGCCAUGCAAGCGGACACAUCUCAGAACAUCACCUUGAAGCUUGAUCUCAUUCAUUACUGUAACCGUCUCUCCAAAGAGAACUUCAACAUUACCACUUCUCUCACCAAGAUGGUAUCUGAGGUAGUUACUAAAGAAGAUAAUCCUAACCAGGUCAAGAGUAAUUCAAGGGUAUCAUUUGCUGAUGAUGUAGGAGAGAUGGUAAUGAGAUCAGCUACUAGAAUGGAUUGGGAGCUACCCGGUUUCAAAAAGAAACUUGAUAAGAAGAUGGGCAGUAUUGGUAUUCAGAGUGACAAUUUUAGCAGCCAGUCAUCCAAGCCACCCAUGAUAGAUUUGACUGCAGGAAAACAGGCUGCUCCUCCUAGUGCCUCUUUUGGAUCUGGAGGCCAUCAGAGUAUCUUCAGUGACUUUGAAAGUAUGGAAAGUAGAAGGACUAUCGAGAAAUCCACAUUUGAGAGUGGGGAGGAGGAGUAUAUCCCUAGAGAGGAUCUGACCAUGAGUCGUGCCACAAGGACUGACCUUGAUAGCAUCACCAGUAAGAACGAGGCUACACCACCCCCACCACCACCUCCUUUGUCAUCAGCUGCAUUUAGUGGCAUAGGUAACGGCAGUAGAGAUGGGAUGGAGAGUGGGUGGAGUGAGGUUGAAAGCAGUCGAAGUGGGGUGGAGAGCAGAAGAAGUGAGGUAAUCAUGAGUGGACAGUCUCAUCCAGACAGUCAAGUUGAGGAAGUGAUUGUCAGAGAAGAGUUCACUGCAUUAUUAGCUUGCCCUGAUGAUAUGUCUUUUUAUGGAAGCAACUACAGUGAUGAGAGGAGUCCGAAAGAAAGUAUACUAGAUGACACAAAGACAGCAUUGAGUUAUAAUAGAGAAGACAGCCAAGCAGAAAGCAGCAUCCAAAAUGUUCCUAUAGAAACCAGUGAUGCUGAGCUCUCAAGGAGUCUAGCUAGCUUUGUUCCUGGAGAAGAAGACAUGCUGGAUGACUUGGUGAAAUCGCUUGGCGAUGCUUUUGAAAUAUCUAACAAGAGUGAUGGUGAAGUGGACAAGCUAGAUUACGAGAAAGAGAAGGAGAGCGACAUAGAGGCAGAACCAUUUGAUGAAAAUAGGAUACGAUGUAAAGGGGCUCUUCUUGCAAUGCAUGUUGGAAAGUUUCUCGCAGAAAAAUCAGCAUUUGAUCAAUCUGAAGAGAUGUUGAUGCUAGCGUAUGACAGGAUCAUAGAUAUGUUCCCUUUGUCAUACAAAGAACAGCUGCUGCUUGUUGAGGUUCAAGAAAGCAUUGGUGAUAGACAUCUUUUUCAGUUACGUAAAGAUGAAGCAAAGCGUUUCUUUCGGAAGGCUCUCAACUCACUGGAACAUAUUAUAGAAGAAGAGACUUAUGACAACAUCAAACCAAUCCUUGAGACAAAAGGUCGGUUACUAACUCGGAUUGGUAGCAUGGCAGUCCAUGAUAGACAUAUUGAGGAAGCAGAAGAGAUCUUAAUGGAAGCCAGUCAGUGUAUGAAACAAGCUAACAGUGUAGCAGGCAUAGCUACAGCACAGUUCAAUCUGGGAUUUCUCAAGAUGAAGGUAGAAGAUUAUCAGUCAGCUGAGUCUUGUCAACUUGAGGCUUUACAGACUAGAGAGAGAUGGUAUGGCUCAGCACAUCCUCUGGUAGCUGAAGUACUCAAUGAAUUAGCUGGACUACUAUGUAGAUACGACAAUGAGAUUAGUUAUGACAGAAUAAAGGCUGAGGUGUAUUAUAGGAGAGCAUUGAAAAUUCGUCAAGACGCACUUGGGAAGGAUCAUCUUCUGGUAGCAACCACUCUCUUUCAUUUAGGGAAACUUCUAAGAGAUGAUGGGAGUUUCCAGAGCAAGAAAGAAGCCCUAGAGCUGAUGAGUAGAGCACUGGAUAUCCGUACCACCAAGUUUGGAGCUCACCAUAAACUCACCUACGCUAUUCGCAACUCAAUCAAAGGAUUACGAAAAGAACUGGAUAGGGGAGACUAUGACCGAGCUCCAGUCAAGCCUCCAGACAAGAGAACAAAGAAUAAUCCUAGGAGUAACUUGAGCUGGCGGGAGCAAGAACUCUUAAGUGUUGGAGGGAGGAGUGGUUCACCAAGCCGUAGGGGUUCUAGUUACAAUGGACGUAAUAGCCCAAGAAGUAUUGACAGGAGUCCUUCUCCACGACCAGGCAGUAGGUAUGGAGGAAGUGUUCGGCAUGGAAGUAUGCAGUACAAUAGUCAAAACAAAGAGAGAGGUAAUGGAGGAGGGAUUCGCAGGGAUAGAGCUCAGAGCUCACCACAACUGAAAUACAACGGAAGAUCUAGCUCUGGUUCUCCUCAAAAUAGAUCCUCAACUAAUAGGAAAGUACAUUCAGCUGCAACUGGAACUCAGCAGAAAGACUGUAGACCAUCUAGUUCAUCUUCUUCAUCGUCGUCUUCCUACAAGGGACCUACUUUGAAAGCCAAGUACCUGUACAAUGGCCGUCCUGAUGCAAGAGAAGAUGGUGUGUCCUUUGCAGAAGGCCAUACUAUACUAGGAAACAGUGAGAUGAGUGAUGAAACAUGCAGCAAAAUCAAUGGCAUCAAAGAGAAAAAUCAGCCAAGGCAAGGAAAUGGACGUACAUAUUCGUCUGUCAGUAGCUCUACGUGGGACAGAGGACCUAAGAGUUUAGGUAGUGAAAUGUCCGGUACUGGUCACAGACGUGAUAUUCCAUCUCCAUAUGACAGUAACCUCCAUGGUCCAAACAGUAAUAUUACUUCACUUCUUGGAGAGCCAGCAGGACCUCGUUCUAAUACCGUUGAUCCCCUGCAUGAUGCUGCAUUUUAUCAUGGGCCCGGUAGGUAUCCUAAGGAUCAGAGAGAUUUCUAUCCACCAAGAAGACAUCAACAAAGGCAAAAUAGCCACAAACUACCUUUGCUUAAUCCUACCAACCAGGUUGAAAAAAUAAAUUAAUAAUGCAUUUUAGGAUUCAUAUGAUAUCUGAGUAUGAUACUGUGGAAUUUGCUAGGUUGGAUGUGAUUUGCAAUUAAGUUAGAGGAGAUAUUAUAGAAAGUUGGGGGAGAUGAUGAUUCUAAUGACAUUGUAUUCUCGUAUUACACCAAUCACAUUAUAAAUAAUUAUCUCUUUACAAUAUCAAAUAAAUUUGUAUUUGAGAUGACAAGAAAAGGCAAUUAUUCUUUCUUGAAAUUGGGGUGUCAUAUCAGAGAUAGGACUCUAAACUAGAUGAGAUGAUUUUGAUAAAUGCAAGUGCCUUUAAAGUAUAUAUCCUUCAAAGGAAACCAAAUAAUGAAGCUUAUAUUAUCAGAGAACAUAUAUUUUUAAUUCUUCAUGAAAUAAAAAUAAAAAAACAAUGUCAAGCAGCUGAAAAUGAUGAAUUACUUUUGUUGGCCAUGUCUUGAGAUUUAAUAGAUCAUGAUUUAUAAUAUUUGUUUUAUUUUGUUUAAGAUAGAAAGUAACGGUUCUCAGGAAUUAAUGUAAAAUUUCUGCUGACAUAUAAAUCAUAGAAACUAUGUUUUAUUUUUUAAACUAAAUAUCCCUUUUUCAUUCAUUUUUUUAUUUCAUAAUUGUGAAGCUGAUUAGAUUUAUAUAAUUCAGAUAUGAAUAUUUUUAUAUUAUCCAUAUUUGUUAUGUUUUUAUACAGAAUCAAGCUGUACAAUCCUAUGUGUGAUGUCAAAAGAAAUCUGCCAAAAUGAAGAUUUAUAUGCAUAUUAUAUUUUUUGAUAUUUCUAUUAACAUUUUGUUAUUUGUUGUGAUUGCAGUGAUGUUUAUUUUUUAAUGAAAUAUGAAGGUAAUUUAAGAUUUGAUAUGAAAUGUGUGAAUAUACUAACCUAUAAUAGUCUAUGUUUAGACUAUGCUACUUGAUGGAAGAAGAGGAGUAAAACAAUAAUAGUGCCGAAUAUCACUCUACAAAUCAGGGCGUCUGUCACAGACAUGGGUAUACUAACCACAUAUUUAAUGUAAUCAUGAUUUCUGACAAGGAAAAUACACAAUUUAUAUAUGUAUAUUGUAAAUGUAUAUGUUGCUUAACUGAUGAUAAUCUAGCAACUUGUCCCUCUAGAAAUUUACCCCUCUCCUUUUCCAAGAUAUCUAUGUAUGUACAAGCAAAUGUUCGUAAAUUGAAAUUUGACAAACUUUCUCCUCACAUAGUGGAAAACGUGUUUUGUCUUGAUAUAUCAUAGAACAUGCUUGGUUUCUUUUUUACUCUCUCCUUGAGAGUAUUUUUAUGUAAAAAUCGCUGUUUGCAACCUAAUGAAAGAUUUUCAUUCAAAGUUUUGUUGCUUGUAUGUCUUAUAUUAACCAGAUGGCAAGUUUAGAAUGAUACUUCUUUAGUGUCAUUCAACAUUGUGAUAGAGGACAAAGAACAUCUCUUUUCUAAUAUCAUUGAUAUUAUAUAUUUUUUGUAGUUGCUCGAUAGCAAGUUUGAUAUGUUUAUGUUAGCUUAAUUUUAAAGGUAUAUAAAGAAGUAAGUUUUGUGAUGUAUGUGUCUCCAUAUUUUGAUUUUCCUUGAAUGAAUCAGUCUUUAUGAAAUCAUUGUAUAUUAGUAAAAUGUUUCAUGAAUUGCCUUAUAUUUUAGAGACUUUCAUCCAUCCAAUAUAUUUUAUAUAUCUGACAAUUCAGUCAUGAAACUAUUGCAUUCCUUUGGAUUUUCUUGUAGGCUGCACUCCAUGUAAUUAGACUUUUAUUUUAUGUACUCUGCAGUCCAAUCGUUACACCUGAAUUUUGAAUGACUAUUCUGAAUUUCUUCUUCAGAGUGAAUAUUGUAUCAGUUUAUUAGGAUCGUUUGUUUGUAUAUCGUCCAUUUUCAAUUUGCUGGGACCUCAAUCAUUAUUUAUGUAAUGCAAUAUUUUGUAAGAUAUAAUGUAUAUUUCUGUCGAUAUGUACUAAUAUGAUAUUACCAUGCCAUACUGUACAAUGUAGUUUUCAAAAAUGUGCCCACUUUAGUCUUUAUGCCCUUUUGAAUUUGCCAUGUCAUGAAUUAUAGUCUCUUGAUUUCCAGUUUUUCAAUGUCAAGGCCAGUUUGAUGCACUGAUAAUGUUGAAUAGUUGCUGUCCCAACCUUGCUUAUGAGUGUGUUUGUAUGUAGGUGUAUGAUAUAGAUAAGUGAGAGUUCCAUUCAAAGAUUAAAGCAGUAAAGCAGAGAAUAUUAUGCUUUCUGUCUCAUUUAAUUAUCAGCAGGGAAACUUUUACCCUUCAAAUAUAAGAUAUUGACAUUGAUAAUCAAAUCCUGUCUCUACCGUAAUCCAUAGCAUCCCUUUCACCCUUUUUAAUGUUAGUAUCUGUAUCGUCAUAGUAACAGUAAAUAUUAACAGUGUUACUACAGCUCAAGGUCAAAGCAAAUGAACUCACUAUUUGAUUAUGAUCUUUUCAGUCUAUUUCCACUCAGAUACCCUGCAAUCAAAUUAACAGGUUAUGUGGAACUAUUGAGUUACAUCUUUCCUAUUAUGACAGGAGUAAGAUCAUUGCAACAAACCAUUAUUGCAUUACAUAUCACAAAAUUAAAUUUAGCGUUAUUUGUACUUGAAAAAGAGGAUGGGAAUAUAUUAUGGAGGAAGGGAGGGGGGUAUAAAAUGAGAGCUAUAGAAUUUAGUUACCCGUUAUACAUCAGUUUCCAUGGCUCCGUAUUUCUGUAGCUAUAAUGAAUAUAUGAAUGAUGUACAACUAUACCAUAUGGUGUAUUUGAAUAUGCUGUAAUAAUGCCCUGUAAAGGUAAAACGAAUAUUCUGUAUGAUCCUCUUUGUGUAAGUCUACAAGGAUAUCAUUAUUUAUGUUCAAUAUCAACAUUGUGCAGUUAAGUUGGUAUGUCGAAUAAAGAGCUAAGACCAGAACAUGCAAAGUAAUGCAUACCUUCUAAAUAUAAUUUUGCUCAAUCAAUAAUAUUUCUGCACAAUGAUCCCCCAGAUAUUUGACUGAGGCAAGUUCUCCUGUAAAAGGCAUAAUGAUUAUAUAUCCUCCUUGGCUUGAUAAAACCUUGUAUCUCAAAACUCAGCCAUUUGAGGGUAGCUCAGAGAAAAUCAAAUGUAUUCCAGAAUUAUGGCAAUAGUGGCAAUAUCAUAUUGUCUGAAAAGAAUCACCUAUUUCCUGUAGAGAUGUUUUUCCUGGGAAAAAGAAAGUCAUUAUUCUAAAAUCAAGGGUUAAUUUUUUUUAACUGUCCUGAAGAAUUUCAGAUGCAUAUUUUCAAUAGUGCAUCAGUGAGGUAGUACAUUGUCAUAAAAUGUAUGUCUGAAAAUGUAAAUGGCUUGUCUAGCCUGUAUAGAUCAUACAAUGAUGUUUUAGUCAACUGGCCUUUAUUACAUUCAGCAUUGAUCAAAUAAUCACAUUGUAGUUUGUGCCUGUAGGUUAUGUUAAAUGUGUACAAAAAUAUGUGAUCUACCUGGAAUUAUAGCUUGUCUUAGACUUAGGGCAAAGCAAGAUUAUUUUAGAUUGAUGUUUCCAUUCCAAUGCUAUGGCAAUUCUUCAUAAUAUUAUAUACAUAUACCUCUUAAAUUGUGAAUUGCAUUGAACAUUGAUGAGAAAAAAAAGGUGAAGUAAUUAUGUAACCAUGGUGGUUUAGCAUGAGUUGACACAGUUAAAUCAAUGAAACCAUCAAUAUUUCAGAAUGGUUAGAGGAAUUACAGUCAAACCUAUCUUAGUGGCCACCUGCUUAUAGUGGCCACUUAAAAUUCCCCCGCAGGAAAUUAAUGUGUUGUUGACCCUGUCAAUAGUGGCCACCUGUUUAACGUGGCCAGUGGCCACUCAUUUUGCAUCCCUUUGUCAAUAGGAGACCCGCUACAGUGGCCACUAAAAAUAAGCUUCCCUGAAACUUCUGACUCCAACAGUGGUUCAAUACUGUAACUAGUCUAUGCGUUUGCAACUGCAUCUGAACACAAAUCUAACUCUUCAAUUAACAAUUAUACAAUCAACAUAAGUAUUUGGUUGAAUGAAAUAGAUACAUGAUCAAUGCAGUAUUAUAUGAAAAAAGUUGAAGUGAUUAAAAGCACUUACUGUAUGUCCAGUACAUUGCACAAUAUAUACAUUGAAGAUGGCCGCCAACCCAUCUAUAGUGGCCACCUGUCUAUACAGUGCGUAUAUAAAAAAAAACAGGAAAGUUUUGAAAAGUAUUAAAGUUUUGUUUCAAAUUAUGAUGUCUAUAUUUUGAUGUCAAUAGAU